GCCUUCUUUUUGCGAAUUUAUUCAUUAUUUAAACAUACUGAUAGUUUCAAACAUGUAUGGCUUUGCCUGUUACGUCCUUUAUUUAGUCACUGUAGGCAUACAUGGAAGUCAAGAAGAAUAUGUUGUGCGUAAUAUCCUGAAUGAAAUAACAGCGUUGAAAACAAGACAGAAUUCGUGUGACAAAAAAGUUUCUGAAUUAGAGGCCGUCGUAGAUGAACUUCAGAGACGCAACGAUAAAUUGGAUCAAGAAUUACUUGAAAUGAGAGAUGACAAGAUUAUCUCAACAGAAAACUAUGACCUUCAAAGUCAAGCCUAUGUAGAUAAAGUAACAAGACACAAAAGCCUGCACAAACGAACACCUAGCAGUCAAGUAGCGUUUACAGCUGGCGUAUCUAGUGCGGAUCUAACUGACCUAGGGUAUCAUCACACUAUUAUAUUUGAUUACCCCAUUACCAAUAUUGGAAAUGCUUACAACCACUAUACCGGAAUAUUCCAAGCACCCCUUAAGGGUGUUUAUGUAUUCACAUUGACAUUGAUGGUGAUACCUAGAAACACGGAUUAUCUUGAACUUGUUCUGGAUGGAAAUAUCAUGUUCGAUAUUCUUGCCGAUGCUUCUUCUGUCGAUGGUUACGUAUCAUCAACUAAGCAAUGUGUCCUGAACCUAAAUGUUGGUUCUGUUGUUUGGAUCCGAACUUCAUCAACAGGAAAAGUAAGGGAAAUACAUGGUAAUAUGCAUACUACUUUCAGUGGAUUUCUGCUGUUUGAAACUUAAUAAUUGUCAUUUAAUGAUCAUUGCUAAUUUUGUAACAAGAAUGUAAUAAAAGGUUAUUGGAGA
Molecule: messenger RNA, 835 nt
Organism: Ruditapes philippinarum (Manila clam)
Lineage: Eukaryota; Metazoa; Mollusca; Bivalvia; Venerida; Veneridae
Product: complement C1q tumor necrosis factor-related protein 3-like
Exons: 3
Coding region: 53-772 (239 amino acids)
Molecular function (GO): protein binding
Source: RefSeq, a predicted model, not a curated record